AUGUCAACUCCACCACCACCACCAAGACGUAUGAUUCCUACUUCACAUUCCCCCACACCCUCAACCGAUCACUCAUGGUCAUCCCGCUUCAAAGCAACAAGUAAAGUAUGGGGAAAGAAAGCUUUAGACAAGACGGUGGUUAUCUCUGAUAAAGUUGGAGGAAAGGUGAACGAUAUUGCCGAAAAGAGGUUCGGCACUGAACAUUUUUGGCCAGUGACGGGUGAUUUUCCUAGACUUAUGGAUCAGGCGGCUAGGAUAUUGAGGGCCUUUACAGUCGAAGGUGUGGCAACCGUGAAGGAAACUACACAAGCCGACGAAAAAGGUAAAAAGACUAAACGCAAGGUCAAAGUAUUACGCAAAAUACCUCCUAGUGUCAUUGCCAACGCUCGGGGAUUGGCCAUCUUUACGAGUAUGCGUACGGGUAUAGCGCCUUUCGGAGGCGCAGGAGGUGCGGGUGUAGUGAUUGGAAAGUUGCCUGAUGGAUCAUGGUCCGCGCCGGCUUCCAUUUCACCUAACAAUUUAUCUGCGGGGUUCCUGCUCGGCGUCGACGUAUAUGACUGUAUCCUCGUCAUUCGAACUCAAAAAGCUUUAGACUCCUUUGCCACCCAUAAAGCCACUCUUGGAGCUGAGAUCGGCGUCGCCGCCGGACCUUACGGUGCAGGUGCAGCUGUGGAAGCUGGCAAGGAGACAGCACCGGUCUUCAGCUAUGUCCGUAGUAGAGGAAUGUACGCUGGAGUGGAGGUAGUGGGACAGGUCUUCGUGGAGAGAUUUGAAGAGAAUGCUACUAUGUAUCACUGGCCUGGGGUCAAGGCGGGUGAUAUCCUCGCUGGCAAGGUCAAAGUCCCUCGAGAAGCCGAGUCCCUCAUGCACGCUCUCCACGAUGCCGAAACCGGUGUCGCUCAAGCUCAACAAGGCGACGCACUCGACGUUGUCAUCAUCGACGAUCCCGACGCUGUGGAAUUAUCAGAUGGUGAAGUCCUCAAACUUCCUCCGACACCCGAAAUGACGGAUGGACACGAACAUGAGUCCGAUCCGGAAACAGAACGUGUGAGAUAUCCAUCUUUGAGAGGUUCA
Messenger RNA from Tremella mesenterica DSM 1558, 1074 nucleotides. RefSeq lists its product as uncharacterized. The annotation marks the transcript as partial. The transcript has 5 exons. The record is from RefSeq and is a predicted model, not a curated record. NCBI's taxonomy places the organism in Eukaryota, Fungi, Basidiomycota, Tremellomycetes, Tremellales, Tremellaceae. Gene Ontology annotation, molecular function: phosphatidylinositol binding.